CAUCACUGGUUGGCCAUCUCUAUUCGCACGAGGUGCCGAACAAAACGUAAAAUUUCUGAUAGUUUAUUAAAUAAAACAGACGAAAAUGACGGAAGCUGAAGAAAUUAAUGGUAGAGAAGAGGUGGAGGAGGAUGAGCAGGAUCAAAAACAAAAGAAAUCCGAUGUGAAACGGCAUGACGACGGCGCCGCAGAUUUGGAACGUGUUACGGAUUAUGCCGAGGAAAAAGAGAUCUCCGCGGCCAAUAUAUCCAGCGCCGUGGAACAGUUUGGCAACCAGCGAAACAAGGAGAACGAGCUGCGAGUAGCCAAGGAAAAGGAGCUCCAAAAGGUCCAAGUCAAAAAGGAGGACAUUGAACUGAUUAUGAACGAGCUGCUAGUUAGCAAGGCGCAGGCCGAGAAAGUGCUCCGCGAGCAGAGCGGCGACGUGGUGGCCGCCUUGGAAGCCAUCAUCAGCAACUGAGGUGCUUGGAGGACCUGGAGGACUAACCGCCGUCUGUUUCUUUUAUGUAGCGUAACACUGCUUUAUUUGUACAUUUAUAAACUCUAGCGAAGAAAAACAAACAAACUUUUAAGCCCACAA
Molecule: messenger RNA, 580 nt
Organism: Drosophila suzukii
Lineage: Eukaryota; Metazoa; Arthropoda; Insecta; Diptera; Drosophilidae
Product: huntingtin-interacting protein K
Biological process (GO): negative regulation of apoptotic process; protein stabilization
Source: RefSeq, a predicted model, not a curated record